This is a messenger RNA of Pygocentrus nattereri (red-bellied piranha), 3428 nucleotides long. RefSeq names its product enolase-phosphatase 1 (gene enoph1). NCBI's taxonomy places the organism in Eukaryota, Metazoa, Chordata, Actinopteri, Characiformes, Serrasalmidae. The transcript has 6 exons. The record is from RefSeq and is a predicted model, not a curated record. Gene Ontology annotation, molecular function: magnesium ion binding; acireductone synthase activity. Bases 197 to 982 code for a protein of 261 amino acids.
GGCUGUUAACUGGCAACCCGUUGACUGAGCCAUGUGUUAGCAGCGCUUCGUUAGCUGGCUAGUGUGCGUUGACUGGGCUGUUUUUGUUUAAACUGUUCUCACUUCUCUGACGGUUAGUAACCUCAACAGCAUCCUUGUGUACAGAUUUGCUACUGAAAACUGCUGUGGCGAAACGUCUUAUUUGCCAUUUGAAAAAAUGGCAACGAUUUCAGUCCCAGAGAACGUUAGCGUCUUUCUGCUGGAUAUUGAAGGAACCACGACCCCUAUCACAUUCGUGAAGGACGUGUUAUUUCCAUACAUCCGAGAGCAUUUGGAAGACUACCUGUCAGCGCAUUGGGAGGAGGAUGAGUGCAAGCAGGAUGUGCAUCUCCUAAAGAAACAGGCUGAGGAAGACUUAAAACAGAACAGAGCAUGCCCAGUUCAUACCGUGGACCAGACUGUGCACACAGAUGAAGAGAAAGCUAUCCGGGAGGUUGUGGAUAACGUCCUGUGGCAGAUGGCUGCGGACCGGAAAACCACUGCACUGAAACAGUUGCAAGGCCACAUGUGGAGAGCAGCCUAUGCUGCAGGGAAGAUCAAAGGAGAAGUGUACCAAGAUGUGGUUCCUGCUAUUAGACGAUGGAGGCGACAUGGUCUUAAAGUCUACAUUUACUCCUCAGGAAGCAUAGAAGCUCAGAAGCUGCUGUUUGGUUAUUCAGUUGAAGGUGAUCUAUUAGAUCUUUUUGAUGGUCACUUUGACACUAAUGUUGGUGCCAAAGUGGAGAGUAAAAGCUAUGAAAGGAUUGCAGAGAGGAUUGGCUGCUCACCAGAAGACAUUAUGUUCUUAACAGAUGUCACACGAGAGGCAAAGGCAGCAGAGGACGCCGGGCUGAAUGUGGUCGUGGUGGUGCGGCCAGGCAACAUGGAGCUGACUGAAGAGGAGAGGACCCAUUAUAAAAUCGUCACAACUUUUAGCCAGCUGGAACUCACUGGACGCGCUUGACAGACCAGAACUGAAGAGUGUUUGUCUGCAGCACUCCUCUAGUGGACUUCAGGAGAACAGGAGGUGUGGCACUACACCAUUGUUGUAGCCCGCCACAUGCGCUAAAUCAAGAUGUUAUGCACCAAGUACCAAGUGCAUUAUCAUUUUACUGACUGAACUUCCAAGGUGCUUGCCUUUGGGUUUUUUUUUGUUUGUUUGUUUUUUUUUUUGUUAUUACACAACAAACACAUUUAAGUUGGUAUAUAAUAUUCCAUUAUUCCAUGUGGGUGUUUCGUAUGCAGUAAAGCAGUGUUGAUGUGUAAUUUAUGUUUAUUAAUUAUGAAAGGGCACAUGGGUCAUGUUGUAUUUUCAGCAGUAUUAGUAUUUGUUGGUAGCCAUUCAGAUUAUAGUAACUGCAUCUAUCCCUCCAUACUCAAGUGUUAUUCCAUACUUUUUAUUAGAAAGGGGUGCAAUGUGGAAAAAUUCACAUGUACUUUUACUUUUAGAGAGGGUGUACAAAACAAUGAAAACACCACUCAUGCUCAUCGGCCAGUUUAUCAGGUACGUUUACCAUAUAGGGGUACAUACAGUUACCAUCAUUCAUUCACCAUCCCCCUCUACCCCAUCUAUCAGUGGCAAGGGCCCACAAUAGGACCACCAUUCACUGGAUUUAAUUGGGUGGUAAUUGGACAGUUCUUGGACAAUUCUUAGCACGGUGGUAAAGCUGACGUGGUGGUGAGAUACUGGCUUGACUGUAGACACGGCAGUGUUACUGGAGUUUUUAGACACUGUCUACACUAACUUUCUACUCUGUUUUAUACAUUGUGUUAGUGUACUUUGUAGAUUAAAUUAGAGAAGAUGGCUCAUCUGUUGCUGCACCGUUUAUGUUAGCCAUCCUCUAGUCCUUUAGCUCCACUGUUGGCUAGUUAUUUUUGAUUGGUAGACUAUUCUCAACCCAGCAGUGACAUUGACGCGUUUAAAAUCUCUAGCAGCACUGCUGUAUCUGAUACCCCUGUAACUCUUACUACCAUGCCAGUGUUGCUACUCUGCUGAGCAGUAAUUUCUGACCAGAGGUGGUCAUAUGGAUGUCCUUUUUCUUUGAUGGAGGGUGAUCCAGCUGAUUAUGCAGCAACUAAUGUGCUACAGUCUACUGUAAAACUAGUUAGUUAGUGUAACUAUAUGGUGGAUGUUUGUGAUAAAAUGGCCUGUGAGUAUUUCAUAUGGUGUUUCUUUUGUACUUAUACACGCCCCAUACAGUCAUAUGCAAAAGUUUUGUUGAUUUUCUAAGUGAAAAUAAUUUAACACGUCCUGUAUGGGGAACACACAUAUGGCAUUUUUCUACAAGUUGUAGUGUACACAUUCUGUUUCUUAGCCAAGUAUUAAAAAUGUAAGAAAAUGUAAAAUAUGCUUUAACUUCUACACAAGUUACAUUUUAUAUUUAUUUCUAAUACGUUAAAGUCAGCAAAGAAACAGUAAUUGUACAUAAUAAUGUGCAGAAGUGUGUUCUCUGUAGGUUAUGUGUACUUCAGCAAAAUCAACAAAACGUAAUUUGAACAGGGGUGCCCAAGCUUUUGCAUACAACUGUAUAUACAUCAGUUCUAUCACAUUGUAACUACAACUUAGAUUAUACUGAAGGAGGAAAUCAAGCAUUUCUAAUGUUCAAACCGGAGAAUUCGUUUUUUUUAUUUCCUUCCCCCCAAAGAUGGCUAAACUUUGCCAAAACAAGAUGGGCAUAGAAUGAUACAACAAGCAAAGUAAAUAUGUGUUACAAAAAACAUUUUUGGAUGAGGCUACAGUUGAGUGAAGCUGGAGCAAAUAAUAGCCUUAUUAAUGCAUGUGACCACCUUCAAAGCUAUCAGGUCUCAACUGAGUGUAACACUAAUAGAACAACCCAUGUAUUUGGAGUCAGUAUGAUCCACCAUGGUGUGACAUCUUAAGCUUGAACUUAUUUUUGUCGACUGUCCUUCAACUGUAAACAGAAGAAAGUCAUAAAGAUAUCAAAAAGCAGACACAGGUUAAGUCUAACAGAAUGCAGCUUUAAUGAAACACAGUUCAUACCUUGAAAAACACUGUAAAUGAUCAGUUAUGUCAGACAUAUUCUGCAUUGUUAUGACUGAACAUUUUUUCAUCUAGAUAUAAAAUGUGCCAUUUGUGAAAAGAAUUAGGAUUGUUUGAUAUUGUAUACUGAAAAGUGAGUUGAUGUUUCAGACAAACAAUUCAAUACAGAGUACAGAACCUGCCUUGCCGUUAUUCUUGGUCUCUUUACUAUAUAUAUAAUGUUGCCUUCAAGUGCUGUUGGAAAUACUGGUAUUACAAGUUGUGUUUCCAUGAAUGCCACCACAAUGUAGUAGGACUUUUCUGUAAGCCAUAACUUUGAGUUUAUGGGUGUCGUUAAAAAAAUUCGUAACUGUAAACCUGUUUCAGGUACUCAGCAGCUACGCAUGAACACCGCAGACAUUUUUACUCU